Messenger RNA from Cornus florida, 2558 nucleotides. RefSeq names its product BTB/POZ domain and ankyrin repeat-containing protein COCH. Lineage: Eukaryota; Viridiplantae; Streptophyta; Magnoliopsida; Cornales; Cornaceae. The transcript has 2 exons. The coding region runs from base 726 to 2186 and encodes 486 amino acids. Gene Ontology annotation, molecular function: protein binding. The record is from RefSeq and is a predicted model, not a curated record. Gene Ontology annotation, biological process: plant organ development.
AGAAAAUUUUAGAAUAUUCGGAGAAUUAUAGGUCUCUUUGAAUGUUUUGAUGCUGAGAAAUUUUGAGAUUCUGUACUCUGAAUUAUUGUAAAGCUUCUUUAGAAUGCAGACGAUGAUCAAUCACAACAGCACACACCAAAAAAAAAAAAAAAAAAAAGUUUAAAAGUUUUACCAAGUUAAUAUGCUAGCUAGGGUCUAAAAGUUCUUGUACGCUCAUUAUAAAUAUACUUAUCUUCCACGGGAAGUUUACUCGUGUAAUUAGAAAGUAAGUCAAGCACCAAGUCCAUCGUCAUCUUAACAUUAUUGAAUUUCUAAUUCCUGCAUUUUAGACCCUCUCUCUUUCUCUCUCCAUUUUUUCAAUCAAAUUUAUUUAUUCUCUUUUUAAAAUAGCUCAGCCGCCCGCGAUGGCCACCCAAAUUGCCUAGAUCUCUCUCUUUCUUUCUCUCUCUAAAAAUAUCUAACUUCGCACCACCAUACAUCCAUCAAGAGAAUCUAACAAGAAAUAACAGUAGUAGUACUACAUCCAUCGCAGACUAGAGGAAGAUCAGAGAUGAAACCACCAAGCUUUUCUCUAAUUAUCAUCCCAUCCUUCCAUCUCUUACCCUUCACCUCCUCCUAUUAAUCAACUACCCAUAUAUAUAUAGAUAUAGAUAUAUAUAUAUAUAUAUACACACACAAUCACUCUCUCUCUCUCUCUCAAUAAUACAACAACAACAUCAUCGAUCAUGAGCCUUGAAGACUCCUUAAGAUCUCUCUCUUUAGACUAUCUGAACCUUCUGAUCAACGGCCAAGCCUUCAGUGAUGUAGCCUUCAGUGUAGAGGGUCGUCUAGUCCAUGCCCACAGGUGCAUCCUAGCUGCCAGGAGUCUCUUCUUCAGGAAGUUCUUCUGUGGGGCCGAAGCCCAAGGCGACCCAUCUGGCCCCAGGAUGGGCGCGUUGGCGGCGUCUUCCCCGAGGGCAUCCAAUUCUCAGGUGAUACCUGUGAAUUCAGUGAGCUAUGAGGUGUUCUUGUUGAUGUUGCAAUUCUUGUACAGUGGUCAAGUCUCAAUUGUGCCCCAGAAACAUGAGCCAAGGCCUAAUUGUGGCGAGAGAGGCUGUUGGCACACACAUUGCACCUCUGCCGUUGAUCUUGCUCUUGAUACCCUCGCUGCCGCUAGAUCUUUUGGUGUCGAACAACUUGCACUGCUCACUCAGAAACAAUUGGCAAGCAUGGUAGAGAAGGCCUCAAUUGAGGAUGUAAUGAAGGUUCUGAUAGCUUCAAGAAAGCAAGACAUGCACCAACUAUGGACUACUUGUUCUCAUUUGGUAGCAAAGUCUGGCCUCCCACCAGAAGUCCUAGCCAAACACCUCCCCAUCGACGUCGUUGCCAAAAUCGAAGAGCUCCGCCUCAAAACAUCACUUGCCCGUCGAUCCCUCAUGCCCCACCACCACCACCACCACGACGUCGGCUCUGCAGCCGACCUCGAAGACCAAAAAAUCCGUCGAAUGAGACGGGCACUUGACUCAUCCGAUGUGGAGCUUGUCAAGCUCAUGGUCAUGGGUGAAGGCCUAAAUCUUGACGAGGCAUUGGCCCUACAUUACGCGGUUGAGAAUUGCAGCCGGGAAGUCGUCAAGGCCUUACUUGAGCUAGGGGCGGCAGACGUCAACUACCCGGCGGGGCCAGGCGGGAAAACCCCACUUCACAUUGCAGCCGAAAUGGUGUCACCGGACAUGGUGGCAGUCCUCCUCGACCACCACGCCGACCCAAACGUCCGGACCAUAGAUGGAAUCACCCCUCUCGACGUGCUCCGAACCCUAACCUCAGAUUUUCUCUUCAAAGGGGCUGUCCCGGGGCUAGCACACAUUGAGCCUAACAAGCUUAGGCUCUGCCUUGAGCUCGUCCAAUCCGCAGCUUUGGUGAUUUCGCGCGAAGAAGGAAAUGGAAAUGUUGCAUCUUCCAAUACCAUUUAUCCUUCUAUGAGUAGUGAUGAUAGUAUUAGAUGCAGCAGCAGUGGCAAUGUGGCUAAUAACCUUCAUCUUGAUUCAAGGUUGGUUUAUCUUAAUCUCGGAGCAGCUCAAAUUGGGUGUAAGAUGGAUGAAGGAGAUCACGAUCAUAACGGGAACAAUAAUCAGAGAGAAGCCAUGAAUCAUCCACAUCAAGGUGGCUGUGAACCCGCAAUAUACCACCACCACUCUCAUGACUAUUAAGGACUCUACAUAUUAUAAAUUAUAUAUAUAUCAAAGACCUGGGCAGGAGGAGCAAAAGUUGAUAUAUAAAAAAAUCAUGGAGAUUAUUAAUAUUGGGUUAUAUCUCUUAUUUGUCAUAUUUUUGUUUCUCACUUUCUCUCUCGUCUCAAUAUAUAUAUAUAGUUCUCGAUUUUUUGUAGUGGGUGUCUUUUUAUUUUUGUAGGGGCUUCAAGUACUGUUAAUCGUACGCAGUGUUGGAGAUUGGAAAUUUUGUCAUGGGAUGAUCCAAGAAGUGAAGGAGAGGGACGCAGGUCAAUCUUUUCAACCCGGCCUGUCAUGUACUGCUUUUGUAUUUAUUUGGUAUAUCUAAUUUCAUGGUCUAUUUAUGACUUA